Molecule: messenger RNA, 1980 nt
Organism: Cheilinus undulatus (humphead wrasse)
Lineage: Eukaryota; Metazoa; Chordata; Actinopteri; Labriformes; Labridae
Product: transmembrane protein 237A-like
Exons: 14
Coding region: 742-1866 (374 amino acids)
Biological process (GO): cilium assembly
Cellular component (GO): ciliary transition zone
Source: RefSeq, a predicted model, not a curated record
GUGGCCGGCAACCAUCGAGGGCCCAGAGAGAGAAAAUGGCGGGUCCAGCACGAGAACUUUAGACUCCCGCUGUCCCUUUUUCAUUCCCUUCUGUUGGUCAUCAGGCGAACACGUUUCACGGAGCUCCAUGAUGUGAACAUCCUUCUGAGAGGAUUAGACGUUGUCGUGGACAUCAGUGUGAAUCAUGGACUCUUUAAUGACCAGCAGGUCAUAGGAAUGUAUGCUGGUUUGGCACCCCACCACGUCAACCUUGUCCAUGUUCUGCUCUGGCCUUCUGAUGGCUAUUGUCUAAGCCUGGUCCUGGCCCAUCCCCCAUCAAGGGAUCCCCCCAGGUAACUAAAACUCUGCCAGGAGCGACAUCACAGCAGAUCGACCAAUCACAGAGCUCCUGAAGGCCGUCCUGGCUCAGCACAUGUGCCACCUGUCACUGUAGACCUAAAGACUGGUCUUAAUGCUGCAGCCGAUCCUCGUCUACGUCCCUUUACUACCGUCUCUGCUCACUUUGGGAUAUCUAAAGGUUUCUUUUGGAACACUUCAGAGACAAAGACACCUCUUUUCUCCACUUUUUACAUUUUUGUCUUUAAUAAACAAGCAGAAGAAGAAAUAAGGAGGAUUGGAAGCUUGUCCUUUGAUACGACUCUUUGCCCUCUUAAGAGCUGAGACAGAAGGAGAGGCGGUGUUUGGCAGCGGUUCUUCUACACAAGUGCAGACCAGAUCCUUUCACAGAGACACGCCAACAACAUGCCGACCGUCAAGGGUAAGAAGAAGAAGCCAAAGAAGGAGGUCAGCUUAGGGGAGGAGUCAGGGGAAGUGGCCCUGGACAUGGAGAUGGAGGAAGGGACCAAAAAGAGCCAGUCAGACAGCAGAGAACCUUUGACCCCUGAGCCGCAGGAUCCAGCACCACAGAAGAAGAAGAAAAAAAAGAGAGCAGCGACCAUCGAUCAUGAAGUUGAUCAUGCUGACACACCGAACGGUAACACAAACGAGCCAACCAUAGACGGAGAGGAGACGACCGUCGCUGUGAGCAGAAAGACCAAAAGAAAGAGGAAGUCGAAGACGACGGAGCAUUACAGCAACGACCUCGGAGCUGAAGACGAUGAUAUCAUCACAGAAGCCCAGUCCCCGAUCCCCCAGCAUUCCCUGUUCUCUGCUCCACAUAGCCACAGCCAGCCCGUCGGGAAAGUGUUCGUGGAAAGAAACAGGCGUUUCCAGGCAGAACGAGUCGAUCAGCUCCGACACUCUGAGAUGAUGGAUGACUACAUGGAUCCCAGACCGCUCUGGACCACCAGAGAUGUCGCCAUGAAGGUCCAUGGUGGAUUCAGGGUCAUCGGCCUCUUCUCUCAUGGCUUCCUGGCAGGUUACGCCGUGUGGAACAUCAUAGUGGUGUACGUGUUGGCAGGUGAGCAGAUGACCACGCUGCCUAACCUGCUGAAUCAGUACCAUCGUCUGGCUUACCCCGCCCAGUCGCUGCUCUACCUGUUGCUCGCCAUCAGCACCGUGUCCGCCUUCGACAGAGUUAAUCUGGCCAAAGCCUCCAUGGCUCUGAGAGGUUUCCUCACUCUCGACCCUGCAGCUCUCGCUUCUUUCUUAUAUUUCAUCGCCCUCAUCCUCUCCCUCAGUCAGCAGAUGACUAGCGACCGCAUCAACCUUUAUCCUACAGCCAAUGAGACGCUGUGGCCUCCAGGUUCAGAGCAGCAGAUCCUGAGGCCUUGGAUCGUGGUUAACCUGGUGGUGGCGCUGUUGGUAGGCAUGGCCUGGGCCGUUGUCUCGACACGGCCGGACAUCGACUACACAGAAGAGUUUUUGAUGUCAAUGGAGGUGGAGUCUUACCCCAGAGGAGAGGAAAAUGCGGACAACCCUGCCUGAACUUUGACACAUUCCUGUAUUUGUCUAAUGUUUGUUUUUAUACCAUAUUUUGACUAGCAUAUUGUUUUCCUAAGAGUGGUUUUAUAAAUAAAGAAAUACAGUAUGUGUAUAGUA